CCCAUCCAAAUCCGACGUCGUUUCGCUUUCCCCCAAAUCCGAUUCCCUUCCAAAGCUCUUUUCUUCUUCCAUCAUAAAACCAACGGCGCCAUUGCUCCUUCUUACACACACUCUCUCUCUCACAGAUAAUUAACAUUCAACCACACACCACCAACCAAAUGGCCGCCAUUCCCUCACAGAUUCCCUCCUUCGCCGCCGUCUUCUCCUCCCUCGCCGUCAUUCUCCUCGCUGGAAUCUCCAAUGCCAGAGACCUCCGUCCAUCGGAGCACGGCUUAGAGUACCAAAACCCUGGCGCCAUGGAAAACUCCUCUCCGCAGAUGCAAUCCUUCUUCAAAGGAAACUCCUGGUCCUCCUCCGACGUCGCUCUCCCCAAGGCGAUGAACACUAGCCUCCCGCCGCAGUGGUGGAAUCGUAGCCACCGCAACCGCUCUGGAGCCGCUGCCGAUGGAGGCGGCGGAGAUCACAUUCGCGGCGCAUUGCUUGUGGCGAGUUUGGUAUGUGGAAUUAUAGGCAUUUCUUUACUCAUUGCUUCUGCUUUUAUUUACUUCUUUAAGUUCAGGAAGCAGAGUAGAUCGUCGUCUUCGCUCUCUGUCUCUGAAACUACUAACAUUAUACCUAACAAGUGAUUCUGAAGAGGAAUUUGCAUGUACAUAGACUCUGAGAUCUGGUUGUUCGCUGAUCUUAUUAUUAUUAUUUUUUUGAUUUUUCCUCUUGAGAGAGUUGCUGUGUUAGUGUUAAUUUUGGAUAUUAGAUCUUCUUCACAUUCUAUAUCAGAUUAAUUGUUGCAAAUUUCAGAUUCGUAUUAUAUUAUACAGUUUUAUUUUGUUGAGAUGUUUAAUUUGAUGAGAGAGAUUUGGAAUUGCAA
Messenger RNA from Benincasa hispida (wax gourd), 865 nucleotides. RefSeq lists its product as uncharacterized. The record is from RefSeq and is a predicted model, not a curated record. Lineage: Eukaryota; Viridiplantae; Streptophyta; Magnoliopsida; Cucurbitales; Cucurbitaceae.